GAGGUUCAGCGGACAUUGAUGUACGAUAGACAGCAGGGCAAAACGAAAUCGUGUAGCUUGAUUUCAAGUGUUGUAGCAGUAAUAAACCAAAUAACGAAAAUAAAAAACAUGCAUAAAAGAUAAGAUUAAAAUAAAUAUCUAUUUUCUUACUUACCUGCUUAAGAAACUGAUACAAUAUGGACACAGUCGAAAGAAAAGAGUCUGAACUAAGAGGUAGUCGCGAAAAAGAGGACAUUGACAUAGGCAGGGCGCUGGAAAGAAACAAAACAAAUGCAAAUGCCGCUGAAGCUCCCGAGAGGCAGGUUAGGAAACAGACGAAGAGACGCGGUAAAAUGAGUGCAAGUUCAGGGAGUGGGGGAAGCACCACUUAUUGGUGUGAACCCUGCCAAACACAACUCUCUAAUAAGGGGUUUUAUGAUAUACACAUUGGAAGCAAGACCCAUAAAAGGACAUUGAGGAAAAAGGGAAUUUCAAAAGUUGCAGUGGGGAAAAUUUCUCAUGAUAAAGUUCAGACACCAAGAUUGUCAUAUAUGAGACCAAGUAUGAGUAUGGAUAUCCACUUUCGACAUUUUGUUUUGAAAGAGGACCAGCAGUUUCACAGAGAAAAAUACAAAACCAGAAGCAUAACUUCGGAAGACGAUUAUUUCAACAACCUUCUUCUAUACAUAUAUCAUAUUACCUCCUAUCUGAGCAUCAAGUUGGCAUUAGAUGAAAAUGUAAAACAAGCAAAAAUAUCAAUAAAUGAUAAGAAAUGGCAGUCCUUUGGUGAUAUCGUAGUCUACGUUGCAUAUAGCAAUAGAGAGAUGACUUAUGCUAUAAAGUGUAAACAGGUUACAAGCUCAAAACAUCAAAUAGAUUCACUAAAAGAGGCUAAAGUAGAAAUUCACAAAGAAUACAGCAGUGUCUGCAAGCUGAUCGAACGACUGAUACCUCAGCUAGACAAAGUAACAAUGAAUAAGCAUUUCACCAGUAUUUACAACGCCAUCGAAUAUCUGACAGGAGUGACGCAGUUCGCGAUUUUCACACCAUGCGGAGCAGGCUCAAACUUUAGCAGAUCAUUUGAUCCGACUGUAGAGAACAUGAAAUCCAUGUGGGGAUCUAUAAUGGAGAUCAAUAAACAUGGAAAACCGAUAGAGACCAAACUGGACUACAUAGCUCAGAAAAUAAAGACGGCAGAUUUGAAUAGAGAGACAGGCCUAGUGAUAAGAACUGCAAAGCGAAAUGAGAUCAUAAAUACAAACCCUGACAGGGAGACUAUAUUCAAUUUUCAAACCCAAAUGUAUGAGAAAUCGGUAGUUAUGCCGAAUAUAUCGAUUUAUACGAAUCAGAAUGUGUAUCAAAAUAGUAUCACUGAUUUGGUGAAGAAGAAGUUUAGUAAGUACAGCUACCCAGAUAUAACGGAGUGUUAUAGAAGGUAUAUCGAAGACUGGAGUACUGGCAAGCUUGGUGGCAACUACAAGAUAACAAAGAAGGACAUAAUACUUAAGAUUGGCGAAAUUCUUUUAAGCAAAUACGUGGUCGGUCCAAGAAUGGUCAAGUUGAAUACCACCAAUGACAGCUUUGAUACAUGGAAUUCUGUUAUAGACAAGGUGGACUUGACCAUUGUCGACGACGAACAAUUCAUAAUCAGCAAGAUAUGUCAGCCGAUCAACAAACUUAUAGAAGAUAUAUUUUCAGUAAAAAUUGAUACCUCAAUGAGAACAAUAAAAUUAGCGAAAGAAUUCAUACAAGAAAAAGAUGAUGUAGUAAAGAAAUUCAUCAAAUUAGAAAAAACAAUCGAAGAAAUGAAAGACAAAGAGAUGAAAGCUUAUCUAUUUGAAGAAGUACAUGAUUUUCUUGAUGUACCUCUUUCUAAAAUAUACAUGGCUCUUUGGAAGGCUGGCAAGAUCCCACUCCUGAUGUCAUCAAAACGGUACGAAGAUGACAAGCCUUUUAUAUUAGAAGUAAUAUCUUUCAUGAAAUCUCAUGGUGUGAAUAAGAAGUUUUUACUGAAAACUGCACAGCCUGAAAUGGUCAAGUCACAGGAUGGUUUAAUCAUUUUUAAAAAUCUACAUAAUAUCCAAUGUUUUGUGGACCUGGAGACUAUUUCUAUUAGAGUUGCAGACAGUUUCAUACUACCUUUGGGAGAAAUACAAGUAACGGAUCAGUUCUUCUUCAAGUGGGUUACACCAAACACAUUUUUGGAUUUGACUUUGGGAAGGUAUAGUAUCAAGAGGAAUAUAUUUAAGAAUGAUAUAGAGAACGAAUUGAAAAUUGUAUUGAGCGACGAUAUGUUAGAGAAAAUUAAAGAAACAUUGUAUAAAAGAAAUCGGUCGGCUAUAAAGUCAGAUACUCUGGAUAGGCUGGAAGGCUUGGAUCCACUGUGGUUUGGAUAAGUUUCAAAUAUUGAUAAAUGAUCUACAAUAUCGAAAGCUUUUACACAACCAGAUCUGAGAGGAUAAAGGCCCAGAGAAGUUUUGCGAAGGAAGAAGUAGAUAAACGAGAACAUUAAUCACUACAAUGUUCUGUAUUUUGCACCAAAUGUAUUUUUGUACUAAGUGAAACUUUAAAAAAGUCCAUGAAUAAUAUGCUAACGUUUAUUAACAUUUGAAUUGACAUAGUUCAGAAUCAUACACACUAAACAAAUAAAUACAAUACAGAUAUUUAUAUUGUCGAUUUUAACAAUAGCUACUCUAAUAUUUAUAUACUUUUUAAUAGUCAUUUUUAUAACCUGACUUUAUCAUGAAAUGCAAGUGUUCUAUAUUGGAAUGUGAACAUAUAUAUGUAUUAUAUACCUAAAAUAUACGAAAAUUCAACAAUAAAGAAUCUUGAAAAAACAUUAUGAUAUAGCAAAUUUCAAUCAACUAAUCUUUAUACAGUAUGAAUCAUACCCAUAUCACAAUUAAAUGAAAACAUUGAAAACAAAUUUAGGCAAGCCGAUUAAAUUACUAGAAGUUGCAUCCAAACUUAUGUUUGAAUUUUAAAUUCUAUAUAAUUCUGGUUCCAUCCCCACAAAGUCAUUUUGCUUGGUUAGUUAUCAAAAUGAACUAUGGCAUCAUAGUAUUUCUCAAACAUAAUCAUAAAUCCAGAGAAGAUUCAUUCCUAAUCCUAAAAUGUCAAAGUUUUAUAUAAUAUACACUAUAGUUUCAAUUUGUCACAAUCGGCACAGAUCAAAAUAUAUCUGCCAUAAAGUGUAUCAAGGGCAUCACUAUAGGAUUGAAACAUGAAUUUAAAUGGAAAAUUCCAGUGCUAUUUUUUUAUAUCCCAAGAAUAAAAUCACACGUGGUACACCUAUUCUGGUAGUAACACCUUCAGAACAUCUGACGUCAGAAUCUCCCCAUUCCCUGCGAUAGCAAGUGUCAAUCGCGUAUCACAGUCAAAGAGCCAAAUGUAGAGUGACGCGUAUCAAGGAUGCUCUAUUGCCACUUACUAGAUUUAAUGUAGUUAUCUGUGAAAAUAGGGAAAUGUGAGCGCGAGAUGUUUUGCAGUAGGUUAAAUUUGAUUUUGACCGAAGUAGCGACAAAUCUCAUUCAUUGUGAUUAAUAAAUACUAAACUCAGUGCAUGUCACAAGACUAGAUACUUACAGCUAGUGACCGUGAACGCAGCAAAUAUUUGAUUUAG
Messenger RNA from Acanthoscelides obtectus, 3601 nucleotides. The record is from the annotation of a GenBank genome assembly. NCBI's taxonomy places the organism in Eukaryota, Metazoa, Arthropoda, Insecta, Coleoptera, Chrysomelidae.